Cladocopium goreaui is the source of this 735-nucleotide messenger RNA. NCBI's taxonomy places the organism in Eukaryota, Dinophyceae, Suessiales, Symbiodiniaceae. The record is from the annotation of a GenBank genome assembly.
AUGUCGGGCUCUUCCGCACCUUGCCAGGUCUUCGUGGUAGGUCUCCAUUUCCAAGGUCUGGAACCAGCACUGCUGCAGGCCCUGAAUGCCCGCAUCAGCAAAGAAGUGGCAGGGAAGCAAAGCCCCGAGUUGUUGAAUGACUGGGCCAAAGCUGCGCAGCCUACACUGGAAGAUGAUGUUUCGGCGUGGUGGAGCAGACUGCCUCGGCAUGAGCAAAUCGAAAGGAUUCAAAUUGCACGCAUCCCACUGCCAAAGCACCUGCUGUGGGGUCGCUGUGCCGAGUGGCUGUUGGAGGCACUUCCUGCUGGUCGAGGAUGCAGAGACCCUGGCACGAGACCGGCCAAACGGCAGCGGCAGGAAAUCGGGUGGUGGCACCUGGAGCGUAGCCGCUCCGACCACCGGACCUUGGCUCAGAGCUUAGAGACCUCGCCCGCAGCAGCGAGGACAAUUGCAGAAAGCGCUUGGAGAGAAAUCAAAUUGCCAAGCCGUCAGCAGUUUGUGAACUCCAUCGUUGCAGAUCGGGACCUCCUGCAAGCCCUGCUGGACCGUUCUGGUGCAGUUGGUCUUCCCGAGUUGCCAGAGGCAUUGCCUGCCACGUUGCUUUGGAUGGUGCAACUCUUGAGCUCUUUGCUGCCUGAACGCCUGGUGGAUGAAGGUCAUGCAUCGCUUUCCUACCAGCGUUGUGGCUUGGUGGCACCAGCUUGCCGACAGUGUGAUAUGUCUGUGAUGCCUUAG